Hirsutella rhossiliensis is the source of this 948-nucleotide messenger RNA. RefSeq names its product aldo/keto reductase family domain-containing protein. The coding region runs from base 1 to 948 and encodes 315 amino acids. Gene Ontology annotation, molecular function: oxidoreductase activity, acting on NAD(P)H as acceptor. The record is from RefSeq and is a predicted model, not a curated record. The transcript has 3 exons. Lineage: Eukaryota; Fungi; Ascomycota; Sordariomycetes; Hypocreales; Ophiocordycipitaceae.
AUGAACUCGAUCGGCUCGACGUUCGAACCCGAUGCUUCGGGCGACCCUCCCAAGCAGACCACCUCUCUCCCUACCCUAAAACUCAACGACGGCAAUGAGAUCCCCAUGCUUGCCUAUGGACUCGGGACCGCCAGGGGCAAAUGGGGCGCCGCGGCCGCUGGCUCGCUCGACAACGACAUUGUCCAGCUGGCCAAGACGGCCAUCCAAUCCGGCUACCGCCAUCUCGACGGCGCCGAAGUGUACGGGAACGAAGCUGAGCUCGGCGCUGCAAUCAAGGCGGCCAAGGUUCCCCGCGAGCAGCUCUUCGUCACCACAAAGAUCAGCGCCACCGACAAGAAGUCGACCAAUGAGGCCUUUGACCUGUCCCUGAAGAAGCUCGGUCUCGACUACGUCGACCUGUACCUCAUCCACGGCCCCUGGUUUGCGGAUUCCGAGGCCGAGCUGCAGCAGAAGUGGGCCGACCUUGAGGCUAUCAAGGCAUCGGGACGGGCCAAGUCCAUCGGCGUCUCCAACUUCCUCCAGGAGCACAUCGAGGUUCUGCUCAAGACGGCCAAGACCCCGCCGGCAAUCAACCAGAUCGAGUUCCACCCCUAUCUGCAGCACGGCCAUCUCGUCGACUUUCACAACAGAAACAACAUUGCCGUCGCCUGCUACGGGCCCCUCGCUCCUCUCACCUCGGCCAAGGGCGGCCCGGUUGACGCUGCCUGGCAGCAGCUGGCGGAAAAGUACGGGGUGACUGAAUCCGAGAUUGGGCUGAGGUGGUGCAUUGACCAAGGGCUAGUGGUCAUCACCACCAGCUCAAAGAAGGAUCGCAUGGAGCGUUAUCUAUCCAAGCUGCCCCUGAUCAAGCUGACUCCCAAAGAGGUUGGCGACAUAUCCGAGCUGGGAAAGCAGAAGCAUUUCCGUGGUUUUUGGAAGGACAAGUUUGGCCAAGAUGACAGGCGGUGA